UAUUUUUUCUCUUUUGAACUUGUGGGGUUGGGGGGUUAUAGUGUUAGUGCUAUUGCUGCUGUCUUGUGCUUUACUUUGUUCUUAGUUCUCUGCUUUCUUUCUCUUCUUCACAAAUAUUCUCUCUUUUAUUUUCUUUAGAGUUUUUUUUUUUUAUUGUGUGUGUGUUAAUAUUCUUUCUUCUUUAUGUUAUAUUCUUGUUUUGAUUCUGUGAAGAGGAAGAAUAGAACCAAAUGACAAUGGCUGAUAUUUCUCAUCCUCCAAUGGAACAACUUCAAGACCUUGAGUACUGCAUAGACUCUAAUCCUCCAUGGGUUGAAACCAUCUUGUUAGCCUUUCAAAAUUACAUAUUAGUGCUCGGCACAAGUGUGAUGAUCCCCUCAGCACUUGUACCCUUGAUGGGCGGAUCAGAUGGGGACAAAGCAAGGGUUAUACAAACGCUACUCUUUGUGGCUGGAAUAAAUACACUUCUCCAAGCAUUGUUUGGAACUCGGUUGCCCGCUGUUGUUGGAGGUUCCUUUGCAUAUGUCAUUCCUAUAGUCUAUAUAAUUAGCGACUCACAUCUUCAACGAAUUAGUGAUCCACAUGUAAGAUUUGUACAUACGAUGCGAGCUAUUCAAGGAGCUUUAAUUGUUGCAGCUAGCAUUCAAAUUAUUUUGGGAUACAGCCAAGUUUGGGGGCUCUUCUCACGGUUUUUCAGUCCCCUUGGGAUGGCACCUGUUGUGGGAUUAGUUGGUUUCGGCUUAUUUCAGCGAGGUUUUCCUGCAUUAGGGAAUUGCAUUGAAAUUGGGCUUCCAAUGCUAUUGUUGGUCAUUGGUUUGUCACAAUAUCUAAAGAAUGUUAAACCAAUGAGGGAUUUUCCAAUUUUCGAGCGAUUCCCUGUUUUGAUUUGUGUUUCCAUUAUCUGGAUAUAUUCCAUUAUUCUGACGGCUAGUGGGGCGUACCAUGGCAAACAUGCUUUAACUCAACAUAAUUGCCGCACUGAUAGAGCAAAUCUCAUUUCUACUGCUCCAUGGUUCAAAUUCCCAUAUCCCCUGCAGUGGGGUCCUCCUACGUUUGCAGCGGGGCAUUCUUUUGCUAUGAUGUCUGCAGUUGUUGUCUCAAUGGUUGAGUCAACGGGAGCUUAUAUGGCAGCAUCUCGUCUGGCAAUUGCCACUCCACCUCCUGCCUAUGUACUAAGCCGUGGCAUUGGAUGGCAGGGUAUAGGCAUUUUGCUUGAUGGACUAUUUGGAACAUGCACUGGUUCCACUGUUUCCGUAGAAAACGUGGGACUUCUUGGAUUGACUCGAGUUGGAAGUCGUAGAGUUGUUCAAAUUUCUGCUGGAUUCAUGAUAUUCUUUUCUAUGCUAGGGAAGUUUGGGGCUGUUUUUGCAUCGAUACCUUUCCCGAUAUAUGCUGCACUGUAUUGUGUUCUGUUUGGACUUGUAGGCUCCGUUGGAUUGUCAUUUCUUCAAUUCACAAAUUUGAAUUGUAUGAGGAAUCUCAUAAUUACGGGACUAUCACUGUUCCUCGGGAUAUCAAUUCCACAAUUUUUCAAUGAAUAUUGGUAUCCAGCUCGUCAUGGUCUCGUUCAAACCAAUGCCGGAUGGUUCAAUGCAUUUGUCAACACCAUAUUCACAUCGCCUCCAAUGGUGGGGCUAAUAAUUGCUGUGUUUCUCGACAACACACUGGAUGUGGAGAAAGCAAAGAAAGACCGGGGCAUGCCUUGGUGGGUGAAGUUCAGAACUUUCAGAGGUGAUAACAGAAACGAAGAGUUCUACACGUUACCAUUCAAUCUCAACCGGUUCUUUCCUCCUACGUAG
Molecule: messenger RNA, 1799 nt
Organism: Solanum pennellii
Lineage: Eukaryota; Viridiplantae; Streptophyta; Magnoliopsida; Solanales; Solanaceae
Product: nucleobase-ascorbate transporter 1
Exons: 14
Coding region: 231-1799 (522 amino acids)
Biological process (GO): transmembrane transport
Cellular component (GO): membrane
Molecular function (GO): transmembrane transporter activity
Source: RefSeq, a predicted model, not a curated record